CAUCAAACGCUAGCUGCGUCGGUAAAAUAUUCAUGAUAGAAACUUAUCCUUAUUAUCCGAUUGACAUUGAUUUGAUAAACAAGGGGCAUAAAUUCCAGGAUACCGGCUUGGAACGUUCAGGGAAACCGGAAGCUUGACGUAUCAUCUUAAACAGAUUCUGUCGUAUGUCUUGAUCUGAGGGAAACUGGAGAGGUCAGAAAAGUCAAAUAAGUGUGGCCUAAACAGGUUAAGGUUAGUCUGACAAUGUCUUUCUUUGGACUAACUCACGUUGGAUAUCAAAACACCAUCAAGGAAAUAUCCAUAGCAUCUCAGAAGGACCCUAUUAGAUCAAAAACUCAGCUUGGAUAUCUGGCCUUGCCACCUUUAAAAGACUUCAAUUCACCGCCUCGUUCUAUUGUCCCAGUUGAUGAUAUUUCACAGUAUGGCAGAGGGCCUGACCGGUCAUAUAAUGAAUACUGCAGGCUAAGAAUGAAACAUGUAAGAAACCCUAGAGAUCCCCAGAACAUCUAUCUUCGGCCUGCCACAACUGCUCAAAAUAUAGGCUGGUGGAAAAAAGAUGAACCUCUCAGAACAACGUUGCCCUGGACUUGCGUGCAGAGGAAGCCAGUGAUACACAGUGAAAUGAGCAAAUUUGUUGAUGAUAUGAAACUAACCAAUAAACACUUUACUCUGUUUUGAAAAAGAAAGGUUGUUAUUUACAUUUGGUGAAAUAAGAUCAAAUGACUCAAAGUAUAAUGUUUCUUAAGCCAUUUACCAACAUAUAAUUUUAUUUUGAUAAGUGUUUUCUUUGAAAUGUUAGUGCGAAACAGGGAGUUGAUUGCUUGAAAAUAGAUAUUAUGAAUGAAUUAGCAGUUUCAAAAUAUUCUCUUUUGGGGCUUUGAUGUUGCAGCUUUUUUUAGUUGGCAACUCUCAAAUACUAAAAUAAUAAGUUUGCAUACAUCCAUAGUGGGCUAGUUCAUUCCUAAUAUUCAUUUGUUUAAAACAGAUUUAUGCUGCUUUGCCAUGUAAAUUACAUUAAAUUCUUAAAAGGUACUAAGAUUGUUAAAUAUCGUGAUUUCUAUCUGGAAUCUACAUUCAUUUUAAUUGUAGUGAACUUUCAGUCUAUGCAAGUUCACUUUUACAGCUUGCCGUUUUAUAGACGAUAAUUACUGUGACUUUUUAGAAAUGCUAAGGAAAUAAAAAGGAUGCAAUGUCCCAUCCAUAAAGAUAUGCUUACAAUAAUUAUUUCAGCCACUACUUUUUAUUAAUUAACAAGUUUAAAAAAAAACAACAAAAUUCUGUUUAGUAUCUCACUUCUCAAAUCUAAUAACUUUUAUAAGGUAAUACUGAGGACUAAGCCGUCUUGAUUACUUGGCAACACCAUGAUAGGGCGAAUCAUUGAAGUUCAUAUUUAGUAUAGACGUCUUCAUAAAGUAUUUUUCUGAUGUGUCUUUUUAGGAAACUGAAUGUACAUUCUGUAAUUUAUUCACAGGUUAGAAAAGCUCUAUGCCUUUAUAGAGUACAUACUUUUUAUUUGUUUUAGGGUAUUUGGGCUGCUUGUCCUCUAGCAAGUAAUACAUACAGAAGUAUAUUUCCUGUAGUGUCUUUUUUUUUUUUUUACCCAAUUCCUAAUAAUCCAGCAUUAUCACAAACUCUGGACCCUUUCAUCCACAUUAGGCUGUGUUAUCAAUAGUUAUGUUUAUUUAUUGAGACAUUUAUAGCUUUUAUGCAACAAUGUUAUCACUCAUUCCCUGUCAAAAUAAAUAGAGACAUCUACAGAAAGUUACAUCCCUUUCUGCCAGUCCACAUGAAGUAGCAUUAUAUGUACAUAUUUUAUCUACCUUUGAUUUGAAAACCAAAGACACUGUUUUUGUUUGUUUAGUUGUUUUUUUUUUCUUUUAAAAACUAGUGCACAAGAUUAACAGUAAAAAUUAUUUUAAAUAUUUUGUUUAAGAAUCACAAUUCAAAAUGCUUUUGAAAUUGGUGAUUGAAUUAAAAAUUUAUUUUUUUUUACUUUUAUUGUACUAUAAAAAGAAAAUUCCAGUCAUAACAUAAAAUCAUGCCUGUGAUUGUAGAUAUCUACAAAUAAAAAAGAAUUACUAGGAAUAGUAGAAAUGGAACAAAUAUGUUUAAUAAGGAAAAGCUAAAUUCUUUUAAAAAUAAAGCUAUAUAUUCUUGAUUGAUCCAUGAGCAGUAUUAACUUCAAUGUUCAUAUGUUGUUUUUUUUUUAAAAUAUACUUUAGUAUACAUAUUAAUAAUUGUUAAUGAUUAACUUGAACUAAAAUUUUGUUUCAUAAUAAAAAUAAUACUCAGUAGACAAUUAAUUGUGUUUAUCAUUGAGCUGUAGUACUAUGUUUUGUGUGUGUGUGUUUCAUACAUUUUCUUUAUUUAUUUAUAUCUAUGUAUACUUUAUGCCUUCAUAUUGCCAUUUUCUUUUUUAAAGUCAUUUGUUUACAAUACAAUUUUAUAUAUGAAGAUGAUUACAACAGUAUAUUUACAUAUAUAUGAAGAGUGAUGGUUACAAUAAAACUAAGCCAAAAAAUAAACAAAUAAAUACAAAUGAUUUGUUGA
Molecule: messenger RNA, 2550 nt
Organism: Biomphalaria glabrata
Lineage: Eukaryota; Metazoa; Mollusca; Gastropoda; Planorbidae
Exons: 5
Coding region: 244-678 (144 amino acids)
Source: RefSeq, a predicted model, not a curated record